Molecule: messenger RNA, 2039 nt
Organism: Glycine soja
Lineage: Eukaryota; Viridiplantae; Streptophyta; Magnoliopsida; Fabales; Fabaceae
Product: L-cysteine desulfhydrase-like
Exons: 2
Coding region: 121-1494 (457 amino acids)
Source: RefSeq, a predicted model, not a curated record
GAUUAAAGAAAGAGAAAAGAAGAACCGAAUAACGACAAUUUCACCACUCACUCACUCCCUCUGCAAAGUUCUCCUCCCCAGCUAUAUAUGCUAUCUCCAACCGCUCACUCUCCCUAAACAAUGACAACACUUCCCGAAACCCCCACCGUUUCCCCCAUGGAAAACGAAAACACCAUCCUCCGAAACGGCACCGCCAAGAAACCCAAGCUCACGCACGCCAUUUCCGAGGCUGAGAUCCGCGAAGAAUUCUCCCACCACCAGCGCGGCGUCGCAAGAAUCAACAACGGUAGCUUCGGCAGCUGCCCGCGCUCCGUCCUCAACGCACAGUCCAUCUGGCAGCUCCGCUUCCUCCAGCAUCCCGACGACUUCUACUUCAACACGCUCCGCCCCGGCAUCCUCGCCUCACGCGCCGCCAUCAAAGAUAUCAUCAAUGCCGAACACGUGGACGACGUCUCGCUCGUCGACAACGCCACCACCGCCGCCGCCGUCGUCCUCCAGCAGAUCGGCCGCCACUUCGUCCGCGGCCACUUUCACCGCAACGACGCCGUUGUGAUGUUCCACUGCGCCUACCAGGCCGUCAAGAAAUCCAUCGAGGCUUACGUCACUCCCAUCGGCGGCACCGUCGUCGAGGUCCAGCUCCCCUUCCCGGUCCGCUCCGAGGAAGAAAUCGUAACGGAAUUCAAGAAAGGCCUCGAGAAUGGUAAACUCAACGGCGGAAAAGUUAGGUUAGCGGUAAUCGAUCAUAUAACUUCCAUGCCUUCGGUCGUUCUCCCCGUUCGCGAAUUAAUUAGGGUUUGCAGAGAGCAUGGAGUGGAACAGGUUUUCGUCGACGGCGCUCACGCCAUUGGAAGCUUGCACGUUGACGUUAAAGAAAUUGGAGCUGAUUUUUACGUGAGUAAUUUGUACAAGUGGUUUUUCUCGCCGCCUUCGGUGGCGUUUUUGUAUUGUAAGGAAAAAUCAAACGACGUGCACCACCCUGUCGUUUCCCAGGAGUACGGGAAGGGGUUACCGGUUGAAAGUGCGUGGGUUGGGAUGCGUGACUAUAGCCCGCAGCUCGUUGUGCCGUCGAUUUUGGAGUUUGUGAAUCGGUUUGAGGGUGGGAUUGAGGGGAUAAUGAAGAGGAACCAUGACGGGGUUGUGAAAAUGGGGACAAUGUUGGCGGAGUCUUGGGGAACGGUUCUAGGUUCGCCUCCUGAGAUGUGUGCUAGCAUGAUUAUGGUGGGGUUGCCUUCUAGGUUGUGUGUGAUGAGUGAUGAUGAUGCAUUGAGGUUAAGAUCCUACCUUAGGGUUUAUCAUGAAGUUGAAGUUCCUGUGUAUUACCAGGCUUUGAGGAAUGGUGAUAGGGAUCCUAGGGACAAGGAUGGGUUUAUAACUGGUUAUGUAAGGAUCUCUCACCAGGUUUAUAAUACUGUUGAUGACUAUGAGAGGCUUAAGACUGCGAUUAAUCAGCUUGUAGAGGACGGGAAAGUUUGCAGCGGGAUUCCUACGGAGUGAUUUGAAAGAAAAAGAAUGAAUGAGGUAAUGGCAAAUGUUAAACUGUAGGAGCCCUCUUGGAAUAACCUAUACGAGGUUAACUUUGUAUGCUGGGACUCGUAAUUGUUGAAGAAUAAAGAGGAUCUUACUGGAGGGUGGAUUUUGACAGCUACAUAAUGAAGUUUAAGAAAGCUGAUGUUUGUGAGCCAUUGUUUUCUACUUCUAGUUUUUGGCGACCUGAUAGCAUUCUUUUUAGUUCUUCUAAUGGAUUCAAAAUGAGUUUCUUUCAUGAGUUAACUGCUUCCCUAUCAUUGGCUAGUGGUUUGUAUGUUGAGAUUUUCUUCUUGGUAACUGGGGCAAACCAAGUUUAAAUCCUGCCUUGGUGCUGAAAACCAAAAGUGGAUAACUACUCUGUAAGAAAGCCAAGACAUGGCUGUAACUACAAAUUUUAAUUCAUAUUUUGCUUACUAAUCAACGUAGGGAAUUCAGAGAUGAGCACUGCCAAUAUUAACUACAUGUAGAAUUGAUUCCUUUUAAUGUAGUUUGCUGCUAGACUGUUAGUGUUA